AUGGCUGGUGAAGGCACGAGCAGCAACAGCCGGCUUAGGAUCUAUGGUCCGGACAACCUAGGCAUCGGGGACGACGAACAGUCGGCGGACAGAGAUCUUCGCGGCGGGAUCCGGAGCGAGCUCCUCGCCAAGAUCCGACGCUGCUACGCCGGGGCGAAGCUCGUCGACGUCGGCUUCUGCUUUGGGCUGCUGGACCCGCGCCGCAACAUCGCCGUCGGCCAGGCAAUCGCCUGCGCCGACAAUUUCCUCCCCACCGAAUCUGUGGAGGUGGAGCCAUGGCGGCCCUUGAUACGGUGCAUCUACGAGCGCUCGCUCGACGGCCUCGUCGCCUUCCUGGUCGCGCUCUUUCCCUACCUCACCAACUACAGGGCCAUGUGGUACCUCAACAUGGCUGAUUCGGAUCCCCUCGUCGCCGCCCGCUUCGUCAUCACCCACCGCGGGAUGGAGCGGACCUUCGGGUUUACGUCCGACGCCACCGUGGCCGCCGUCGAGACGGCGCUCCGCUGUGCCGCCGCCGCCGCCCAGCACCCCAACCCGCGCCACUUUUCGCUAGGCUGGAGGCUACUGUCCCCUUCUCUGCAGGAGCUGUCACGCCCCUAUGUUACCCAAGACCCAUCUGACCUAAUCCACAUCAUGUCGCUUCUUCGUCACCAACAGCGGCCUCCCGUGGCUCUCAGCCUGGACAAAAUGUGGGAGCUAGCCUCCUGUCGCCUCCUCAAGCUCAAUCUUCCAGAGAUGAACCCACCGGCAGUGCCAAAGCGGAGGAUGACGAUUCUGAGGCACACGUUCCCACCAGUGCCGCGGCAGACACUCAGGCGCAUGCUUCUCACCACCAUCCAUGGAUACUACCUGCAGGCUCUUGCCAGGCUGCCCAAGGACAAGCUGCGGUCGCAGUACCACCACAGCCUGCUCCACGCCGGCCACUGCUACGGACCGCUCGACCCCGUCUCCAACAUCAUCCUUAAUACCCUCUGGUACAGCCAGGCCUACCCUCUGACGCUACAGAAAAAAGUGGAGGUCGAGGCCAUCAGCACCGAACCCCUGCUGCGGAUCGCAGUCCGGUCUCUAUAUGGCCUCGUCUCCUUCCUUUGCACCCGCUACCCUGCCCUCACGCCGGGUGAAGCCCUGCGCCGACUACAGGCGGCUGCGGCAGAUCUCCGUGUUGUUCAGGACGAUCCAACCGUACUUGACAACUAUUCCGGUGCACCGGUACCUGUGGAAGAAGCCUACGCGGCUGCUGCCAAGGCCGCAUACCACCCCAAGCCGUGUCAGCAGGCAGAGUUCCUCGGACCAUCAAAUACCGUGUUGUCCGCCUUCUCGCAAGUCCUCCAGCUUGAUGAUCCUGGCAAGAUCCACCAAUUAUUGCUGUCUGUUGUUACUAGCAGCAGCAAAAUUGCAGAAGAAACAAAAAACAUCAACGUGUUAAGCCCCUGGGAUUACUCUUUUGUAAUGACAAUUGUAGAUGACUUCUGGAACCAGCACAAUAGAGCCGUGAGAAUGGUGAAAUCUGCAAUCGAUGUGUACAGCCAGCAGCAUGGGGUACCCAAAUACGAGCUCCAUGUUAUCUGCGGUGUCAAUGAGUAUGUGGAUGCCCCUGUCCUGGUGACGCCAUUUGAAAACAUGUACCGUUGCUCCCACAUCAACUUCCUCGCAACCCGAACCGCAGGCACACGUCCAGUGUUGUUCUUCGCCGAGUGCCGCAACGACGGCUCUUGGGUGGGGUUGUGCUGUCCUGUGGCUGUGCCACUUCCAGGCGCUGAGCAAGUCCGUUGCCUUUACUGCGAGUGCAUGGGGAGCAGGAUUGUGCACCCGGCGGUAAAGGAGGAGAGAUUCCGUGGGCGUACCACAGAGUUUGAGAAAAUGUUGGGCGGAGAUGAAGUAUAUUCACAAGGGUACCGCAACAAUGACAUCAUCUCUGGUAGCCAUAAAGAAACCUUGUGGGUGGAUUAUCUGGAGGAGGACCAGAUAUACGGCGAUUACAUCUGCGACCAUAGUAAAGUCGAAGAGAAGUUCCCAAGGGACUUACUUUAA
Molecule: messenger RNA, 2031 nt
Organism: Lolium rigidum
Lineage: Eukaryota; Viridiplantae; Streptophyta; Magnoliopsida; Poales; Poaceae
Exons: 4
Coding region: 1-2031 (676 amino acids)
Source: RefSeq, a predicted model, not a curated record